AUGGGGCCCAAGACACCCCCACAGCUCCCUGGGAAAUGGCAAGUGCUGUGCAUGUUGUCCUUGUGCUGCUGGGGCUGGGUGUCUGGGCAGCUUCGUUAUUCAGUGGUGGAGGAGGCUGAGCCGGGGACGCUGGUGGGGAAUGUUGCUCAGGAUCUGGGCUUAAAGGUGACAGAUCUGUCCAGCCGCCGACUGCGGUUGGGCUCUGAGGAGAACGGGCGCUAUUUUUCCCUGAGCUUGGUGAGUGGUGCUCUGGCAGUGAAUCAAAAGAUUGACCGCGAGAGCCUGUGUGGAGCCAGCACCAGCUGCUUGCUGCCAGCGCAGGUGGUGACUGAACACCCCCUGGAACUAAUCCGAGUAGAGGUAGAGAUCCUGGAUCUCAAUGACAACUCUCCUAGCUUUGCCACCCCUAAACGAGAGAUGCGCAUCUCAGAAUCAGCAGCCCCUGGGGCUCGAUUCCCACUGGAUAGUGCCCAGGAUCCAGACGUGGGCACCAAUACUGUGAGCUUCUACACUCUAAGCCCCAACGGCCACUUCUCUCUGAACGUGAAGACCCUAAAAGAUGGGAAGCUAUUCCCAGAGCUGGUGCUAGAGCAGCAGCUGGACCGUGAAACCCAAGCAAGACAUCAGUUGGUGCUCACUGCUGUGGAUGGGGGCACCCCAGCCCGCUCAGGGACCACCCUUAUCUCUGUCAUUGUGCUGGAUGUCAAUGACAAUGCUCCAACCUUCCAGUCCUCAGUUCUGCGAGUGGGACUCCCAGAGAACGCACCAAUAGGUACACUGCUGCUCUGCCUCAAUGCCACUGAUCCAGAUGAGGGUACCAAUGGCCAACUAGACUAUUCUUUUGGGGAUCACACAUCGGAGGCAGUUCGGAAUCUCUUUGGCCUAGACGCUAGCAGUGGAACAAUCCAUGUGUUGGGUCCCAUAGACUUUGAGGACUCAAGUUUCUAUGAAAUUCAUGCAAGAGCUCGUGACCAGGGACAGCCAGCCAUGGAGGGCCACUGUGUGAUUCAAGUGGAUGUGGGGGAUGCCAAUGACAAUGCCCCAGAGGUGCUACUGGCCUCCUUGGUCAACCCUGUCCUGGAGAGCACAUCCGUAGGCACAGUAGUGGGGUUGUUUAACGUGCGGGACCGAGACUCAGGUAGAAAUGGUGAAGUGAGCCUUGAUAUCUCUCCGGACCUGCCAUUUCAGAUUAAGCCUUCUGAGAACCACUACUCACUGCUAACCAGCCAGCCGUUGGACCGAGAGGCCACCUCACACUAUAUCAUCGAACUGAGGGCCAGUGAUGCUGGCUCACCUCCCCAGCACACACAUCUUACCAUCAGACUCAACAUUUCAGACAUUAAUGACAAUGCACCUCACUUCACCCAGCAACUCUACACUGCUUAUAUCCCAGAAAACCAGCCCCCAGGCUCCCUUCUCUGCACUGUGGCUGCCUUGGACCCAGACACUGGAGAUAAUGCCCGCCUCACCUACUUCAUCAUAGGCAGUCAGAUUCAGGGAACCCCGACCUCCUCCUUUGUGUAUGUCAACCCUGAGGAUGGGCGGAUCUUUGCCCAGCAUACCUUUGACUAUGAACUGCUGCAGAUGCUGCAGAUUGUGGUGGGGGUUCGAGACUCUGGUUCUCCCCCACUGCUCGCCAAUACAUCUCUGCAUGUGUUUGUUCUGGACCAGAAUGAUAAUGCCCCAGCUGUGCUGCACCCACCUCCUGGUCGUGAACUUUCUGCCCCUCAGCGUCUCCCUCGAUCUGCCCCUCCUGGUUCCUUGGUCACCAAGGUGACAGCCGUGGAUGCUGAUGCAGGUCACAAUGCAUGGCUCUCCUAUUCACUGUUGCCACAGUCCACAGCCCCAGGACUGUUCCUUGUGUCUGCACACACUGGUGAGGUGCGCACAGCCCGGGCCUUGCUGGAGGAUGACUCUGACAUCCAGCAGGUGGUGGUCCUGGUAAGGGACAAUGGAGAUCCUUCACUUUCCUCUACAGCCACAGUGCUGCUGACUUUGGAGGAUGAGGACCCCGAGGAAACGCCCAAAUCCAGAGACUUUCUCAUAAACCCACCUGAACGUUCAGACCUUACCCUUUACCUCAUUGUGGCCUUAGCGGCCAUCAGUCUCCUCUCCUUAGUCACCUUCACCUUUCUGUCAGCUAAAUGCCUUUGCGGGAACGCAGAUGGGGAGGGGGGAGGGGGGCAGUGCUGCGGGCGCCAAGACUCGCCCUCCCCGGACUUCUAUAAGCAAUCCAGCCCCAACCUGCAGGUGAGCUCAGAUGGCACUCUCAAGUACAUGGAGGUGACGCUGCGGCCCACAGACUCGCAGAGCCAUUGCUACAGGACGUGCUUUUCGCCAGCCUCGGAUGGCAGUGACUUCACCUUUCUAAGGCCCGUCAGCGUCCAGCAGCCCUCAGCUCUGGCUCUGGAGCCUGAUGCCUUCCGGUCCCGCUCUAAUACCCUGCUGGAGCGGAGCCAGCAAGCCCCGCCCAACACGGACUGGCGUUUCUCACAGGCCCAGAGACCUGGCACCAGCGGCUCCCAAAAUGGUGAUGAAACUGGCACCUGGCCCAACAACCAGUUUGACACAGAGAUGCUUCAAGCCAUGAUCUUGGCCUCUGCCAGUGAAGCUGCUGAUGGGAGCUCCACCCUGGGAGGGGGUGCUGGCACCAUGGGUUUAAGUGCCCGUUAUGGGCCCCAGUUCACUCUGCAGCAUGUGCCCGACUACCGCCAGAACGUCUACAUCCCUGGCAGCAAUGCCACACUGACCAACGCAGCUGGCAAGCGGGAUGGCAAGGCCCCAGCAGGUGGCAAUGGCAACAAGAAGAAGUCAGGCAAGAAGGAGAAGAAGUAAUGUGGAGGCCAGACCUGGAGCCACAGGCAGCCUCUCUCCCCAACCAGUCCAGACUCCCCCACCUGAACCCAGGCCUCCGAAUUUCAGGGCUACCCCCAUGAUGCUGGUAGGGCCCAAGGCCAUGCUCCCUUUGGGAAAGAGAAACAAGUGCCCAGUCAACAUCCCCCUCUCUGCCCCCAGAGGGUUAAAUAUGCAAAGGGAGUUCUGCUGAGAACCCCCAUCCAAUCAAUCUCUGUGCCCAUGGGGAUGGUGGGGUUAGUGUAGAAACCAAGAACCAUUAAUCACACCCUCUUCAGUUACACUUGAACUCCUCCAUCUUCCAAAUUCAAUCAGGCCAUCCACCCCCUGCUUCCCUCCUCCCUAGCCUACUCCACCCCACUUCUUCAACACCUCUUUCUUGAUUAAGAUGGUUGGGGUAUUGAGGUACCAGGUUCAUCCUUCUUAAGAGUUGGAAGGGCAUCGUGACCUCUUAGACUCUCCUUCUACUCUCAAACUUUCCCCAAAGCAUGGUUGGUGUCAGUUCUUUCAUCUCCUUUUAGAGUCUGAGACCGUGCUCAAGUUUUGGGGGACACGGUCACCAUUCCCAUGGUACUGAUGCGUGCUGGAUUUACGGAGGGCAUUUUGCUACCAAGCCCCUUCCCAACAUCUUGGGGCCCAGUCUUUUGUUUCUCAUUGUUUGGUGUUCCCACUGCAUGCUGUGACUUCCCUGACCCCUCCCCAAACAAAAGACUCCAUUGCAUGCUCCAAAACAGUAUGGGGUGGAACGAUGAAGAAGGAAAGGAAAGGGUAUGUAUGUGGAUGGGGCUGGGAAGGGAUGGACAAAGCUUGACCAAUUGUUAACAGGGUCCUGCAGAAGACUCUGUAUAUCCCCAGGGCACUGACCAGGUCCCCAAAUUUCAACAUUAACCAAGCACCAUGCUAGACCCUCACUCCCACAUAAACGGCUCAUCCCAGGCAGUAAACGUUGGGUUGAGCUACCAGGACCAAUGGAUUUAAACUGGCAUUACAAUCCAAGGAAGCUCUGGAGAGGUCAUUGGGGCCUCCAUGGGUGCUGGGUACUCCAGUGGUGCCCCAGCAGGAAGGGGGCACCAGUUAGGCCAUUCUUGGUCCCUGUAUUUGAAAAGCAAGGAGCAAGCACAGGGACCAAGUGGAAAGAAAGCCUCAGCUCCGAAUUGGGACUUCUUCACAGUGCUCCUGCACUCCCUAAGGCCCUUCACCUUGCCAGGUGCCAUCUCUUCUCCGUGAAGGCCACUGCCCAGGCCCCAUCUAACCCUGCCCCUCAGUGGCCUCUAGAGCCUGGUUAAAGUCCCCCAGUGCCUCCUUGUGUAUAGACCUUUCAUCUGCCCACUCCCUUUCUGCUCCUGGGGUCCCGUUCAUCCUGCGGGGCUGCGAGAGAACCCCACCUUAACCCUUAACAGUAGUGUAGAGCCCCUUUCUCUUCCAGCUGGUGUAGAAUAGCCAAUAGUGUAGUGCGGUGUGCUUCUUACGUGAUGGCGAGUGGGCAGCAGGCGGCGGGUUCUGCAUAGCCUCCUUGAUCUGCCUGUGGCGGCUCGUGCUGUGUUUUGUGCUGUGUGCGACCCCCAUCCCUGUACUGACUCCUUCUAUAAGCGCUUCUCUUUGCAUAGCCACGUAGCUUCCCACCCCAUCUCCUUCCUGUGUCUCACGCAAGUUUUAUACUCUAAUAUUUAUAUGGCUUUUUUUCCUUUGAAAAAAAAUAAUAAAAUUGUUUCUUCUGAAA
Chrysochloris asiatica (Cape golden mole) is the source of this 4573-nucleotide messenger RNA. It is a transcript of the gene PCDHGC4, whose product is annotated as protocadherin gamma subfamily C, 4. The record is from RefSeq and is a predicted model, not a curated record. Gene Ontology annotation, biological process: homophilic cell-cell adhesion. Gene Ontology annotation, molecular function: calcium ion binding. The transcript is spliced from 4 exons. NCBI's taxonomy places the organism in Eukaryota, Metazoa, Chordata, Mammalia, Afrosoricida, Chrysochloridae. Bases 1 to 2835 code for a protein of 944 amino acids. Gene Ontology annotation, cellular component: plasma membrane.